Messenger RNA from Plutella xylostella (diamondback moth), 1611 nucleotides. RefSeq names its product monocarboxylate transporter 14. Gene Ontology annotation, biological process: transmembrane transport; monocarboxylic acid transport. The record is from RefSeq and is a predicted model, not a curated record. Lineage: Eukaryota; Metazoa; Arthropoda; Insecta; Lepidoptera; Plutellidae. Gene Ontology annotation, molecular function: monocarboxylic acid transmembrane transporter activity.
UCUUCAAUUGUUUGACAACUGAAGCACUGCAAUAAACGGCGGGAUAACAGCACAAACACAUGAAACAAUAUUAACUUAAGAUAGAGACGUAGAUAGGGGAUUGUCUGGUUCAAAAAUAUAUUGUGGCGAGAGCAUAACACCAGUUACAAGCUAAGAAGGUACAACGAUGAGUGGAGAUCAAAAAGUUAUGAAGAAAAAGUACCGACUGGUGGCUCCCGAUGGGGGCUGGGGCUACAUGAUAUGUGUCGCCGUUACUAUUUUGAAUAUAACGAGUAUGAGCUUUAUGCCAUGUCUCGGGUUGAUCUUUAACGACUUGUUCAUAGAGUUGAAAAUUGGUUCCACUGGGUUUGCUCUCAUGAAUGGGUUAGCGAGUGUCGCUUUCUCCAUAGCAGCGUACGCUGCUGGCCCGCUGUUCAAAGUGAUGAACUUCAGACAGAUGUCGGUGCUGGGCUCUGCGCUGAACGUGUUGGGCUGCCUCGGCACCUACCUCGCCAAGUCUGACGUCUCCUUCUAUAUCUGGCAGACUAUCGCGGGCGCUGGCGGCGGGUUCCUGUACAACGUGUCUUGUACCGUCAUUAAUUCUUACUUUGUCAAGAAAAGAUUGCUCUCUAUUAGUGUUACACAAUUUUUUCCAGCGUUCACGGGCAUGGUGACCCCUCUCCUGGUCAAGUGGAUGCUGGAGGAGUACGGCUGCCGCGGCACGCUGCUCAUCAUGGCGGGAGUCAACCUGGAGAACUUCGUGGCGGCCGCGCUCAUCCAGCCCGUUGAGUGGCACUUGGUCAAGGAGGAGGUGGAUGAGGAGGAGGAGGAAGAACUGUUGGUUACAAAACCUGAACAAGAAAAGACCGUAGUUAUAAAAAUAAAGGAUGAUGGCAGCACAAAGGAGUCAAGCUCAUCGCCAGAGAAGUGUGACGACACAAACAUCAAGUGUAAACACAAGGGGCGACUGAGAACAAUAACGGACAUGCUCCACCUGAAUCUCCUCACCAACUUCGCUGUGAUCAGCAUCUGCAUGGGGCUGUCGUUCAGUGGCUUCUGCGACUUCACCUUCUGGCUGAUGCUACCGCAGGCACUCAUUGCCAUGAAUAUGGAUAAGCAAACGAUAGCGUGGACGAUGACGCUCUACUCGUGCACGGACGUGGCCACGCGCGUGUGUCUCAUGGUCUUCAACAAGCUGUUCGCCAGGAUCGGGAGCAAGAACAUCUACAUGAUCGGACUGGCUCUUGCUUUCGUCACUAGAAUUGCAAUGCUGGGCACGGAGAACGUGACCUUAAUAAUCACGUACCUGUCCAUCAUGGGCACGUCCCGGUGCAUCAUCACGACGCUGAUGCCGCUAGUGCUGGCCGACUGUGUGGAGCAGGACCUGUUCGCGCAGGCGCUGGGGAUCCUGAUGCUCAUAUUUGGACUGAGCAAUAUUCUGCUCGGACCUGUUAUUGGUGCUAUCCGAGAUAUGACCAACAGCUACGCAGCAUCAUUUUACAUUUUGACGUCAUUCUACGCAAUUGUACUACUGUUUUGGAGCAUAGAGAUGUGUGUUUUAAGAAAUAGAAAGAAAGAAUUAAAACAACAAAAGAUACUAAUGAAAUCAAAUAAACCGAAAUGAAGACUGAA